Molecule: messenger RNA, 701 nt
Organism: Argiope bruennichi
Lineage: Eukaryota; Metazoa; Arthropoda; Arachnida; Araneae; Araneidae
Product: cuticle protein 65-like
Exons: 2
Coding region: 127-645 (172 amino acids)
Source: RefSeq, a predicted model, not a curated record
UCGUUUUAAUUUGUGCAGACAGGACUUGUUUCUUAUGUUGUUAACCUUGUACAUAUUUCUGUAUAUAAAUGGUGCGGACGCCGAUCGACUUCACCAAAUCUUGAGAACUCCUCAAUACCUUCCAAAAUGAUCGCUAAGGUUGUCCUUUUCUGCGCUGCCCUUGCAGCUGCUCAAGCCACCUACCUUGCCCCAGCAGCUCCACUGGGAUAUGCUAUCAAAGCCCCAGCAGCUCCUCUUCUCCAUGCCCCUCUGCUUUCCAAAACCGUCGUAGCCCCAGUUGCACCUGUAGCCCCUGUCUAUGCCAAAACCGUUGUUGCUGCCCCAGCUGCUGUCACUGUCCAGCGAGAAGUGGUCACCAAACAUGCUGCCCCAUUUGCAGUAGCUGCUCCUAUUGCCUACGCUAAGGCACCAGCCUACACCACCACCAUCACUCGCACUGUCCCAGUUGCUCCCGUCCUUAGCCACACUGGUCUCUUUGGAGCAGCCCCAUUGGCAUACGGACUCGGACUCGGUUACGGUCAUGGGCUCGGAUAUGGUCAUGGAAUCGUAGGACAUGGACUUGCUUACACCACAGGAGUUGCCAGCCACGGUCUCGCUUACAGCAGCGGACUCGCAAAGGUUGGCUACGGCAAAUACCUUUUGUAAAUUUCAUAUAAAUUAUUGUUGAAUCAUCAUUGUGAAUAAAUGCACAUAGUUUUAUA